Pundamilia nyererei is the source of this 2040-nucleotide messenger RNA. It is a transcript of the gene znf821, whose product is annotated as zinc finger protein 821. Gene Ontology annotation, molecular function: DNA-binding transcription activator activity, RNA polymerase II-specific; RNA polymerase II cis-regulatory region sequence-specific DNA binding. Gene Ontology annotation, biological process: regulation of transcription by RNA polymerase II. The record is from RefSeq and is a predicted model, not a curated record. The transcript has 6 exons. Bases 335 to 1858 code for a protein of 507 amino acids. Gene Ontology annotation, cellular component: nucleus. NCBI's taxonomy places the organism in Eukaryota, Metazoa, Chordata, Actinopteri, Cichliformes, Cichlidae.
UGCCAGCGGAUCGGGAUCGGAGCAGCUCGGAGCUGCUCGGAGUCUCUCUGUCCGGGCUUGGACAUCGUCUUAACCCGAUAAUCGGCUGAAGAAGGGGCUUUUAAAAAAGACAACAACAAAAAAGACCGCAAGAAUGUGACUCUUAAAUGUGCCCGUUUUUUUUAUUUUUUAAUCUCCGAAAACGACCCAGUUUCUGAUCUAAACGAUUUGAUUUUUUUAUAUUAUUAUUUUCUUCAUCAUCUGCUCCCUCUGAACAUACUUGGACCGUCCGGGGUUAGGAUAUUCUUUUUUUCUUUUCUUUUUUUCAAUUUUUCCAACCGGUUUGGGCAGUAAUAUGUCCAGGCGAAAACAGACCAACCCCUUCAAAGUUAACUGGCCAUUCCACACUUCAACCAUCACAGGACUCCAGCACACUAUUAACAUGGAUGGCAGAGACGAAUUCACAGAGGACAGUGAAUGCUGCAGCAACAACUCCCAGGAAGUCCAAGGGCAGGAUAGCUUCUCAGAAGACAGCGAUAGUGACCCAGAAAACCACGGUGAAGACUCGUCCUCCAACACCUCUGCUGACGACCACAUGACCACCAAGAGAACGCAGUGUCUCCUACAAGGAGCAGGAGUCAAAGAGGAGAGCGAGGAAGGGGGAGAGCACAGCAACAACUUUGUUUGUCCUCUCUGCCCGCUGGAUUUCAGCAGCCCAGAUAAGCUCAUCUCCCAUGUCUACCAGCACACGACUAUGAUGAGCAACACCAAGAGCUAUGUGUGCCCAGUGUGUGGGCGAGCCCUGAGUUCGCCCGGCUCACUUGGACGCCAUCUUCUCAUCCACUCCGAGGACCGCCUCUCCAACUGCGCUGUCUGUGGUGCACGCUUCACAGACACCAACAACUUUAACAGGGAGAAGCUUAAAGAAGUCCUCGACACAACUAGGAUGGAUUUUACUGGGGGAAGGGACACCAGUUCCAUGUCCCAGUCCCUCUCGAGCAGCCCCAUGAGCAGCCCGGGCCCCUGCACUGACUCUUGCCAUGGACCGGGCCCCAGUCCCAGUUCGUGUCAGGGUCCUUGCCCGUGUCAAACAACUAACCCCAAUCCCAACCUAUGUCAAGCCCAACGUUCCUGCCAGGGGCAGGGUCAUAUCUCAAGCCAGUGUCAAGGCCCCAGAGCAUGUCAUGGCCCUGGGCCAGGAUCAGGACCGUGCACGGACCAGGGACCCGCAUUUCCCUCACUGCCCGAUAGUCUCCUCUCUGAAGGGCCAUCCCUCGCCUCAAUCCCUGAUGCACUCAACUCCUCCUCUUCAGGCCUUCCUCCUAUCCCUGAUAUCCUGAGCCCUAUGCCAGUGUAUCCUGCCGGAGUGCUGCUGGUGUGCAACAGCUGCGUGGCUUAUCAGCAGCUAGUGGCGGCCCAGUCACCGAUGCGAAAAUGGGCUCUGCGUCGGAAGAACGAGCCCUUGGAGGCCCGACUGCAGCGUCUGGAGCGUGAGCGCACGGCAAAGAAGAACAAGCGGGCGUGUGAGACAGAAGAAGAGAGGGAGCUGAGGCGGCUGCGGGACCGCGAGGCCAAACGCAUGCAGAGGAUGCAGGAAACGGAGGAGCAGCGGGCACGCAGGCUGCAGAGGGACAGGGAGGCCAUGCGAUUAAAGAGGGCCAACGAGACACCAGAGAAGAGGCAGGCCAGGCUGAUCCGCGAGAGGGAGGCAAAGAGGAUCAAGCGACGGCUGGACAAGAUUGACCCUGCUCUGAGGACACAGAUAGAGCACGAUCCUGCAGCCAUGGCUGCCCUCACAGCAGACAUGAGUCUCUUCCAGUUUCCCUGCCCUAUGCCUGUCCCCUCCAUUGAUAAUGGUCUAUUCAUGAAGCUGCCCUAGUGGGUCCAGGCCAAUCGGGUGAGGGCAGAAUCCAGUUGGCUUCUCGCAGCAUCAUUAACCUCUGCACUGCGCCAUCAGGCUGCCUGUUCACAGAGAACCAUUCCUAGCUGGUUUCCUCUCAGCUCGAUCUGCGUCGAACAGCUUCGCACACAAGCUGCUUUGUUAAAUAAAACAAAAACUUC